Messenger RNA from Rhineura floridana, 1124 nucleotides. RefSeq names its product chromosome 22 C1orf43 homolog (gene LTAP1). NCBI's taxonomy places the organism in Eukaryota, Metazoa, Chordata, Lepidosauria, Squamata, Rhineuridae. Gene Ontology annotation, biological process: phagocytosis. The record is from RefSeq and is a predicted model, not a curated record. The transcript has 7 exons. Bases 82 to 861 code for a protein of 259 amino acids.
CCGCGGGCGUCACGUGACAGGGGCGCAGCUCGGCUUCGGCGGCCGCCAUGUUGCGUGGCCCUUUGGGUGGUCGGGCCGGGGAUGGCGUCCUCCUCCUCCCCGGAGUCCAGCAAGUGGCUCUCGGGGGUGAACGUGGUGCUGGUGAUGGCCUACGGGAGCCUGGUCUUUGUGCUCCUCUUCAUUUUCGUCAAGAGACAGAUCAUGCGCUUUGCCAUGAAGUCCCGCCGUGGCCCCCAUGUGCCAGUUGGCCAACAUGCACCAAAGGCCCUGAAGGAGGAGAUUGACAUCCGGCUGUCACGGGUUCAGGACAUCAAGUAUGAGCCCCGGCUGUUGUCCCACAACGACGUCCGCCUCCUUCAACUGGAGUCACCUCGAAGCCCAUUUUGCUAUAACUACGUGUACAGGAUGAAGGCCUUGGAUGCUAUUAGAGAUUCAGAGAUCCCAUUCUCCGCCGAAGGCAGACACCCCAAAUCCUUGAUAGGGAAGAACUUCCGCACCUACCUGGUGGACCUGCGGAACUCCAGCACUCCUUUCAAAGGCAUCCGGAAGACGCUGAUUGACACUCUCCUGGACGGGUACGAGAGUGCCCGCUACGGCACGGGGACUUUCGGCAAGAUAGAAUUUCUCAAGUACCAGGAAGCUUUGUACGAGCUGGCAGCAAUCAUCAAGGCCCGAGGAGGGAGCAGCCAGCGGCAGCAUCAGUCUGCAGCCAAGGACCUGACCCUCUCGCCGGACCUUUCUGGCCCGACCACCAUCCAGGUCACCUACCUGCCCUCCAGCCAGAAGAGCAAGCGAGCCAAGCACUUCUUGGAGCUCAAGAGCUUUAAGGACAACUACAACACCUUGGAGAGCACCCUGUGAUCUCCUACCUUUGACGCACAAAAUGGCUCGAGGCCUUUGCCCCUUAUGGGCAGCCCUGGCCAGCUGUUGGUUUGCCUGCCGGGACCAAGAAGACUGGGUUUUAUUGGCUGGCGGUUGCUGCCAGCAGGCGCCUUUCCAGGGACCAUUUGAUGUGGAGCAUGUUGCUGCUUUGAGCUGGGGAAUGUCUUGAAUUCUCCCUUCCCGGCCCCACCCACCCCCACCCUUGCAGUUUUGUAAAUAAACAAUUCAGUUACCUCUUUUAA